CCUUCACUUGCCACGCGUUGUGCAGCGAUAUAUACUCAUAGAAACUAACGAAAAUAUACAAGGUAUUUAAUCAGCGUUUACUAGCCUAACAUAUUUGUGCAGUGAGUGGGAUCGGUGUCAUUUCCAUAGACGUCAAUAUAACUAUCGUAACAGACAGAAUGGCGCCAAAAAAGGUUGAGGAGCCUGAACGAAAACCACUUAUUGGCCGUGUCGGAACCAAUUUGAAAGUUGGUAUAGUAGGCAUCCCGAACGUAGGAAAAUCAACCUUCUUCAAUGUCCUCACCAAAAGCCAGGCGGCUGCAGAGAAUUUCCCCUUUUGCACCAUCGAUCCCAAUGAAAGUCGCGUACCAGUACCCGACCCGAGGUUCGAUUAUUUGUGCGAAUAUUUCAAACCAGUCAGCAAAGUUCCAGCGUUCUUAAACGUGGUGGACAUUGCCGGAUUGGUAAAAGGCGCCGCCGAGGGACAGGGUUUAGGAAACAGUUUCCUCUCGCACAUCAACGCUUGCGACGGCAUUUUCCACCUUUGUCGUGCGUUCGAUGACGACGACGUCACCCACAUAGAGGGAGAUGUGAAUCCUGUAAGGGAUCUUGAAAUCAUCAGCGAUGAAUUGCUGCUAAAGGACAUCGAAUUUUUAAAUGUCCACCUCGAAAAGCUGGAAAAGCUUGUUGUUCGAGGAAACGACAAGAAACUUAAACCAGAAUACGACACGUUAUUGAAAGUAAAAGGUGUAAUGGUGGAUGAGAAGAGGCAUAUUAGGUUUGCUGAUUGGAGUGCCACUGACAUCGAAGCUCUCAACAAAUAUUUAUUCCUCACGUCAAAACCAGUUAUUUAUCUAGUUAAUCUGUCUGAGAAAGAUUACAUACGUAAGAAGAAUAAAUGGUUGAUCAAAAUAAAGGAAUGGGUCGACAAAAAUGACCCGGGCGCUGUUUUGAUCCCGUUCAGCGGUGCUUUCGAAAAUAAACUAGUCGAUAUGGACGAAGCAGAGCGUGCAAAGUAUCUCGAAGAAAAUAAGGUUACCAGUGCUCUUGACAAGAUUAUCGUUCAAGGAUACAAGGCACUGCAGCUGCAAUACUUCUUUACGGCAGGACAUGACGAAGUCAAAGCAUGGACGAUUCAGAAAGGUACAAAAGCACCACAAGCUGCAGGAAAGAUCCACACAGACUUCGAAAAGGGAUUCAUUAUGGCCGAAGUAAUGAAAUUUGAUGAUUUUAAAAAUGAAGGAUCGGAAGCAGCGGUGAAGGCUGCAGGAAAAUACAGACAACAAGGACGUAAUUACGUGGUGGAGGAUGGAGACAUUAUUUUCUUCAAGUUUAACGCUGGUGCAGGGUUAAAAGACCCGAAGAAAAAGUGAUGGCACGCAUUGCUCGUGUUGUUACUCGUCCAUUUGUACAUCAACAUGAUCCUGAUGUUUUGUUGCACACGAGACACGUAUAUGAAACAAUCCAACUCGCUUUCAGAUAUCCCUUGACUUCUUUCUGCGUUACUUCCGGUAAUAUCUACCAUCACUGAUAACGAUAACAAACACUUGUAUAGCGAAGCAGGUAUUUUUAUAUAUUUUAUCAUACAAUAAAUGUAUCAGACCUUUUCUUUGUAAGAUUAC
Molecule: messenger RNA, 1601 nt
Organism: Osmia lignaria (orchard mason bee)
Lineage: Eukaryota; Metazoa; Arthropoda; Insecta; Hymenoptera; Megachilidae
Product: obg-like ATPase 1
Cellular component (GO): cytoplasm
Molecular function (GO): GTP binding; ATP binding; ATP hydrolysis activity
Source: RefSeq, a predicted model, not a curated record